Molecule: messenger RNA, 1601 nt
Organism: Theobroma cacao (cacao)
Lineage: Eukaryota; Viridiplantae; Streptophyta; Magnoliopsida; Malvales; Malvaceae
Source: RefSeq, a predicted model, not a curated record
AAACUCUCUUCUUUUUCAGACUCUGGGUAUCUCUCCAUGGGGCCAACUCUUCACCUCGCAUCUGGUAUUCUCAAUCUUGAAUCGUCAACAGCAACCAUUUUCGCUCCUUCGGAAUCUGCUUUCGCUCGGUCAGGCCAGUCUUCUCUUGUCCAACUUCAGUAUCAUAUCUCCUCAGCAAGAUUCUCCGCUGAAACCCUCCAGACCCUUCCUUCCGGUGCAAGAAUACCUACAUUGUCGUCGAAUUAUUCUUUGAUCGUCAGUACUGUUAAGAGUUUUGGUGCCAUGAUUUCCAUUAAUAAUGUCUUGAUCCCAAAAUCAGUCAUAUUCGAUGAUGGGGCGCUGAUAAUAUAGGGAACAGAUGAUUUCUUUGAUCCAUCUUUUGAGAUCCUUCCUUGUUUUCCCGUGGAGCAUGAUGCUUAUUCAUUUUACCGAGAGGCAAGUUUUGAUGUUGAUCUUUACGAUCAGGCUUCGGAUUUGUUGAUGUCCAGGGGUUAUACAAGCAUGGCCACCUUUCUUGGUAUCCAAUUGGGAGGGUUCAGCCCUCGGACAAGAUUGACAAUCUUUGCAUCAGUUGAUGAAGCAAUAGAAGCGGGCAUAAGAUCUUUUAGCGAUUAAUCGGGUAUAUUCCGGAGACAUGUAGUUCCCAGGUUGCUUCCAUGGAAAGAUUUGUCUAGGCUCAAUGAUGGAACAGUUUUGUCUACUUUCGCAAAAGGGUUCUUGAUCAAUGUGACCGAAUCAGGUGAUGUCGUUUUGCUUAAUGAUGUUCCAGUGAUCUUUCCGGAAAUGUAUGAUAGCCAUUUCCUCAUCGUACAUGGCCUUGCUCAGUUUAUAAUGCCACCAAAAAAGCAAGAAUUAGAAGAAGAAUCUUUAUCAGAACUUGGGGAUUACGGUAGAAUCUGCCAAAUUUUGAUGAAUAUGGAGGGCCAUAAGAAAAACUUCGUAUUUUUGGUAUGUUGGCAUUCAUCACUGUGGCUUUUCUUCCAUUUCAUCUAACAUUCUUAUCCAUCCAACUGUUUUUUUUAAGGUGAUUUAUUAUUAAAGCCAGCCAUCAACCUGCCACUUCAAGUCUUAAGUCCUCAUUGACAAAAGACUCUUGGUGGCAUAAUAGUUGCCUUAGAUGGGUGAAGAUUAUACAAUUAUAACCUGUGAGACUCUGCCCAAAAAGCAAUUGGCAACACAUCACCAUGAACAAAAGAAAACACCUAUACAAAAAGAUCAUCCUAGUUCCAACAGAACACAACAAAGAAUCCAAGAGAUUCAUCAAAACUAAAAACAUUGAGCCAAAAUCAAAGCAACAGCUUACAGUAAAACAACAAAUGGAGAGCUCAAAGAAUCUCUCCACUUGCCAAAACCUAGGCUACAAGACCUCCCAACAUGUUGUUCUUUAAGAUCUCUUCUGCAGCAGAUUGAUCGCCCUCGUAUGCAGCCAACACGUCCGUCCAACUUUUAACUAUUUGCUCUAGAGCACUUAACUUCUACAAUUCUUGUUUGUAGCUCAUACUACAGUUAGUUGUAUUAGCAACAUGGAUGAGACAGAAUUUUGAGUUUAAAUCAAAUAUAUUUCUGUUGACAUUCAAGGAAACUGAAUGUUGAAUUGAGGC